GUUACUUAGUCAUCACAACGUUUCAACAUGGCGGCGACCAGAAGAGUGUUUAGCCCCAUAGUGGUUGCUGCCAGAGUUGGUAUAAGACAUUGUUACACCGGAACAAGAAAUAAUUUGGCAAUCAACAAAAACACAAAAGUCAUAUGUCAAGGAUUUACAGGGAAACAGGGUACUUUUCACAGUCAGCAAGCUAUAGAAUAUGGGACACAAAUGGUUGGUGGUGUGUCACCUGGUAAAGGAGGCCAAACCCAUCUAGGUUUACCAGUGUUUAACACAACAAAAGAGGCAAUGGAAGCAACAAAUGCGGAUGCGACAGUUGUGUAUGUACCUCCUAGAAUGGCUGGUCAGGCCCUGGUGGAGGCUAUAGAUGCUGAGGUACCUUUAAUCGUCUGUAUUACAGAGGGAAUCCCACAACAGGACAUGGUCCGAGUAAAACACAAGCUCCUACGCCAAAAUAAAUCUAGACUCAUUGGUCCUAACUGUCCCGGAAUCAUUAAACCUGGCGAGUGUAAAAUUGGAAUCAUGCCAGGUCACAUUCAUCAAAAAGGAAGAAUAGGUAUUGUGUCACGUUCGGGGACUCUAACAUAUGAGGCCGUGCACCAGACAACACAAGCUGGACUCGGACAAACUCUAUGUGUGGGUAUUGGUGGUGAUCCAUUCAAUGGCACAAAUUUCAUUGACUGCCUUCAGGUCUUCCUUAACUGUCCAGACACAGAAGGUAUUGUGCUGAUUGGUGAGAUUGGUGGUCAGGCAGAAGAAAAGGCAGCUGAAUAUCUGAAAAACUUUAACACUGGACCUAAUGCGAAGCCAGUUGUAUCCUUUAUUGCUGGUUUGACCGCCCCACCAGGACGUCGUAUGGGCCAUGCUGGGGCUAUCAUUGCCGGAGGUAAGGGUGGUGCAGAGGAGAAAAUAGAGUCCCUAAAAUCUGCAGGUGUUCACGUCAGCAUGUCUCCAGCUCAACUAGGCACCACAAUGCUUCAGGCUAUGAAAAAAAAACAGUAAUUAGUUGUAAGUCUUUGGCAAUGGGACUGACCGAGGAAUCCUAGUGUACAGAGGUGCCAAUGAUACAAUUAGACAGAAAAUUAGCAAUGGUUUGAUUGUCAGUUUUGUAAAUUUUAUUUUAAAUUUAUCCUGUGAGGAAGUUUCAAAUGACUAAGGACACCGGCCUGUGAUGUACCUGUUCCUGAUUGGUUUGAUUGUGUGACAGGUAAAUUUGCCACUAAUAUUGAAAACAGUCGACAUGUGACGUUGAUAUAUAUGCUAUUAAAGUUAUCCAGAUGAAAAA
This is a messenger RNA of Ylistrum balloti, 1285 nucleotides long. Its product is annotated as succinate--CoA ligase [ADP/GDP-forming] subunit alpha, mitochondrial-like. Bases 28 to 1002 code for a protein of 324 amino acids. The record is from RefSeq and is a predicted model, not a curated record. Gene Ontology annotation, biological process: tricarboxylic acid cycle. The transcript has 9 exons. Lineage: Eukaryota; Metazoa; Mollusca; Bivalvia; Pectinida; Pectinidae. Gene Ontology annotation, molecular function: succinate-CoA ligase (ADP-forming) activity; succinate-CoA ligase (GDP-forming) activity. Gene Ontology annotation, cellular component: succinate-CoA ligase complex (ADP-forming); mitochondrion.